AUGCCACUCCUUCUGUACAAAGCCGGCAACGGUGCAGGGGAUCUGAGCUACCCACGGCAGCAGGGUGCGAUCGGAACGAGAUGUGACGAUGAACAAGGCGACGACUGCGGUGAUGGUGACAACGAGGUAAAGGGCGCCACCAACAACGGCGAUGGUGCCCUGAACAACUCGGUAACCGACAAAACGGCCGACUGGCGAACUUGGACCCUCAUGGACGGUCCAGGACGGGCUUGGACUGCAACUGGGCUGUCCUGGAAAGGCACUGUUGCCAAUAAGACAAGUGUGGCUUGGACCGCACUGGCGUAG
This is a messenger RNA of Thyridium curvatum, 306 nucleotides long. RefSeq lists its product as uncharacterized. Bases 1 to 306 code for a protein of 101 amino acids. NCBI's taxonomy places the organism in Eukaryota, Fungi, Ascomycota, Sordariomycetes, Thyridiales, Thyridiaceae. The record is from RefSeq and is a predicted model, not a curated record. The transcript has a single exon.